AGCGCUCAGUCCGGUGCUCUGCGCGCAGUAAGCGCUCAAUAAAUACGACCGGAUGAGUGAAUAAAAUUGAAAGCGUCAGCCGUGAGCUUUCCCAAGUCUCCCGGCCCAAUUGCUACUUACUCGUCUCUCUCCCGCAUCCCAGCUCGGCCUAAAUCUACCCCCCCGUGCCUCUGACCUUAUCCCAGCUCUCUGCCUAAAAUCUUUUAUUCCCACUCCCCUCACUUCUGGUUUCCACUUCCCACUCUCUGGUGCUUCUUCCCCCUCCGCCUUCAAAGCCGCCUGUGUCUCCCCUAAUCCCGAAAAGAAAGGCUUCCUCUGGGCCUCACCGCCUCCUCCGGCUUAUCGCCCUAUCUUCUUUCCUCCUCAAACUCCUAGAACCGGUCACACGCACCUGCCUCCGUCUCCUUUGCACCAACCCCGUCCUUGACGUUCUGCCGUCCUAAUACGACCGCUCUUUCAAUUCAGCGUCUCAACUGGGAAGGAGAUGUCUCGUUCUUUAGGGAGAUGCUUUUCCUCUCGAGCUAUCGAGGGUGGACCGGUCGAAAUUCGCAGAGGGAGACGUUGAAAGAUGGGACGGAGCUACAUCGUAGACGAAGCCGUUGGCCAGUACCUUUUAAAUUUUGACAUUAAGGACAGGGCUUACGUGUCUGGCCUUUUAAUAGGACAGUGUUCGUCGCAAAGGGACUACGUGCUUCUAGCCACCCGGACGCCACCCAAGGAAGAGCAGAAUGAAAGUCCCCAACGGGCCCAGUCCGCGUUGGCUGACCUGGAUGAAGAGUGGGCUUCAGCGCACGCCAAUCAGGUGUCUAGAAUGCUGCCCGGAGGACUCUUGGUCCUUGGAGUAUUUAUUCUUACUGCUCCAGAGCUGGCAAAAGAUGUUCAAAAUGUUCUUCGCAGACUAAUUUUCUCUGUGGAGAAGUCAAUUAGUAAAGCGAGGCUGUGGAAUCUCUCAGAAGAGGAGGUCUCAGAACGAAUCGCACUUCACAUUUGCUCUUCUUCCAAAAAGAUACUUUGUCGGACUUACGAUAUCCAAGAUCCAAAGAGUUCAGCUAAACCAGCAGAGUGGAAAUAUCAGAAUGGGCUGUCUAGUUCGUGGCUCUCUUUAGAGUGUACAAUUCACGUCAAUAUCCACAUUCCACUGUCUUCUACGUCUGCCGGGUACACGCUGGAGAAAAACACGAAGAACGGACUUUUACGUUGGGCAAAGCAAAUAGAAAAUGGUGUAUUUUUGAUCAACGGGCAAGUUAAAGAGGAAGACAGUAAUCUCUUAGAAGGACAGAAAAAGUCUUCUAGAGGAAAUACUCAGGCCAACAGCCAAACCUUUGACGUCCGGGUUCUCACCCCACUGUUGCAGAGUUCAAAUAAUAGAUCCACGGCUACAGUUCAGGUCUGCAGCGGUUCCGUCAACCUCAGGGGAGAUGUAAAAUGUCGAGCUUACGUUCACAGCAACAAGCCCAAGGUUAAAGAGGCUGUGCAGGCACUGAAGAGAGACAUCCUGAACACGGUUUCUGAUCGCAGUCACAUAUUGUUUGAGGAUCUGCUUAUGACCGAAACCCCAGCCCCCCAAAAUAUGAAUUCGGAAAAGGAAUUUCAUUCCCUGCCUCACCGUGUGUUUGUCCCCAUUCCUGGUUCGAGUGUCAUGCUGUGCGAUUACAAAUUCGGAGACGAAUCGACUGCGGCGGUCCGGGAGCAUUUUGAGGAGAUGUUAGAUCGGUCUGUUCGAGUGGAGGAUUUGGAAAUUGCAGAAGAAAUGAACGCAGCCAGUUUACCCACGAGUCCGCCGGGCGGGGUCGAUCCACAGAGUGCAGAUGAAGAGCAACCUAAGCAACUGAAAAAAGAGAUAACGGCUUCGAAGUUCCAGCAAAAUAUAGGUCUGGCAGUGGCCACGGCGGUCGCAGUCUUUGCAGUCGGCCUCUCCUUUCAUUACUUCAGUGAUUAGAGUGAAGCCCCAGAAACUUUUUAGUCGUCGUGGGAAUCUUGACCGGCGUUCCAGUGCCAAUUCUGAAACUGCAGGGUGACUUCUCAGUUGAACCUCCGUGCGGGCAGAAGUCAUGCCGUGAAUACGCGUUAGAUGCGUUUCUGACUCGCAGCGAAACAUCGAACCGCCUCGUUUAGGCAUGUGAACGUUGUAGGUGGGUCAGGUUUCCAGAAAUAAAGUUGUCAAUCAAGCUCCAAAUUACAUGUAAGGUAACAUUUUUCAGAAUGAAUUUUUAAAAUGAUCUUUGAUACGAAUUGUCACGUGCUAAUGUAUUUCAAAUAUCUUUUUCAGUAUCGAAUGGCAAAAUCGUAUGCUCCUUGUUAGAGUGAUCCUACUAUUUGAAUAUCUUCCCAAACAUAUAAAAUAUAUAUAUAUAUAUACGUACGCUACAAAGGAUUCAGUCAAUUUUGUUUCCUCCGCUGUGGUAUACGGUGAUACUUUAAAGAGGUUUAGGUUGUGGAAAUUCUGUUGGAACUGUUGGAAUCAAUGUCUGAGUUGCAUACACAUGGAAAAGCUAAAACAAAGAAAAGUGGUUUUUAUGUUUUGUAGCAUAAAUCAAUUUGUAGAGGUCUUUCGCUUUCAAAAUAGCAAUGGGUAGAAAGCCAGAAGUCCUCAUUUCUUCUUCCCUCACUGACACAGAUAUGGUUUUAAUUUUAUCUGUUAAAGCGGUCUCUUAAACCUCCUUAUUCCAGAAUCUCUUGAGUGCUCUUGAAAAAUCGAAUUGUGGAAAACACUGCAGAUGUAAUGUUUUGAAGAAUUUACCCGCAGUUUGAACGCAAAGCAUGGUUAAUGAGCAUCUGCCCCUCUGCCACGUUCUCAAGUCUAAGCUUUUGAUCCUGCCAGAGCACUCUGGGCUUUGUCAUUGAGAAUAACCAAUUGCUUGCUAUUAAAAGCUUCCUCGCUCUCCUGC
Ornithorhynchus anatinus (platypus) is the source of this 2888-nucleotide messenger RNA. RefSeq names its product odr-4 GPCR localization factor homolog (gene ODR4). Gene Ontology annotation, cellular component: endomembrane system. Bases 569 to 1939 code for a protein of 456 amino acids. The record is from RefSeq and is a predicted model, not a curated record. The transcript is spliced from 14 exons. Gene Ontology annotation, biological process: intracellular protein localization. Lineage: Eukaryota; Metazoa; Chordata; Mammalia; Monotremata; Ornithorhynchidae.